This is a messenger RNA of Dendrobium catenatum, 742 nucleotides long. RefSeq names its product probable calcium-binding protein CML31. NCBI's taxonomy places the organism in Eukaryota, Viridiplantae, Streptophyta, Magnoliopsida, Asparagales, Orchidaceae. The transcript has a single exon. The record is from RefSeq and is a predicted model, not a curated record. Gene Ontology annotation, molecular function: calcium ion binding. Bases 1 to 558 code for a protein of 185 amino acids.
AUGUCGAAGCUCAACAUUGGCUCUGGAGGCAGACGAAGCUCCAAGUCUCUCUUUACCAGUAUCAGCGGCAUAUUUUCCCUGAACAAACAUAAAAAACCCUGCUUUCCGUCUUCCUCGAAACGUGUGCUGCUGGUAACAUCACCAGGGUGCGAGUUAGAGAGUGUCUUCCGCUACUUCGACGAAGAUGGCGACGGUAAGAUCUCUGCUGCUGAACUGUGCAGCUGCUUGCACAGUGUCGGGGAGGAGCUGUCGCCAGCGGAGGCCGAGGCGAUCAUGCAGUUGUCCGACUCUGACGGUGACGGAGUGCUGGGAUACGAUGACUUUGUUAAGCUGGUGGAUAUGGAGGAAGAGGAGGAAAGGGAGUCGACUAUAAAGGAAGCUUUUUCAGCAUACGAGAUGGAUGGAAGUGGCUGCAUCACGGCAAGAAGCCUCCGGCGGGGGCUGCGGCGGCUGGGAGAGGAGAAGAGCGUGGAUGAAUGCAGCGUUAUGAUAAAGAGAUUUGAUCUCAAUGGGGAUGGGGUUAUUUGCCUCGACGAGUUUAAGCUCAUGAUGUUAUGAAUAGUUAACAUUUCAAAGAGCUUAUUUUAAUUAUACUGAAAAUUGAUUUAAUAGAAGGAAAUGGAACCAAGAUUUGAAAGGAAUAUAGUGUUCACUGAAAAUAAGAGGAGUGAGCUUAAGAUGCUUUUUGUUAUUGUAAGCUAAAAGACAAAUGGCUGCCGGAUGUACCAAUUAUAUGUAGCAA